Sinocyclocheilus rhinocerous is the source of this 3767-nucleotide messenger RNA. RefSeq names its product SHC (Src homology 2 domain containing) transforming protein 3 (gene shc3). Gene Ontology annotation, cellular component: plasma membrane. The record is from RefSeq and is a predicted model, not a curated record. NCBI's taxonomy places the organism in Eukaryota, Metazoa, Chordata, Actinopteri, Cypriniformes, Cyprinidae. The coding region runs from base 382 to 2292 and encodes 636 amino acids. Gene Ontology annotation, biological process: cell surface receptor protein tyrosine kinase signaling pathway; intracellular signal transduction. Gene Ontology annotation, molecular function: receptor tyrosine kinase binding. The transcript has 12 exons.
UCUCUCUCUCUCUCUCUCUCUCCGAGUGAGUCAUGCAUGUUCAGUGAUCUGCCAGGAUGCGGGGGGAGAGAGAGACAUCUCUUCACUAGAGCUCUGUCUCUCUCUGCCAUCUCUGGCCCUCUAUCUCUGUAGAGGAGCGACCUCACGCUGCUUUUCUCUCUCGUCGUCCUCUGUCUCCAUGGAUUCCGCGUUUUGUGGUUUAUUUUUGGUCCCCGAGCUGCUGCUGCCGCUGCUGCACGGCGUCGGAUUUUUCUGACGGCCACUCGCUCCCUUUCUUCGAACCCUUGAGGACACUUUCUCAGCUCCAGCAUGUUAAAGAAGUGGACAGUCAGCUGGGAGUUGGAUGUGUCCGUUCGCAUGUAGGCUGGCACACCGAGGGGAAUGCUUCACCGUGGUAAAUACAACCGAUUCCGGAAUGAGUCAGUGACAUCCGUCGAUGAGCUUCUGCACGGUCUCUCCAUGAAUGCCAAGGUCUCGGCCGUCCCGCCGUCGCCGCCCGUGGGCGACCCUCCGUACGCCCCGCCAGCCGAGGUCUUGCCGCCCAACCCUGCGGAAGAGUCCGGCACCUUGUGCACCCUCAUUAACAAAGUCUCCAACCUCAAAUUCGCCAACUCCUCCGGACUGCUGGGCAUCAAGGGCCUGCCGUCCGCCGUCAAGGACCUGGCUGUGUCCAAGCUCCAGGGAGGCGCGUCAGGAGGCGGAUCCGGUAGCCCAGGCUCAUCCACCCUCCCAGCGGCCUCCGGAGCGCCUCACGCCCCGCCGGAGCACAGUUCCGCAAACUCUGGGAAGAAGGGCAGGAUGGAAGAGUCUCAGCCCGGCGGAGAGGGCUGGGGCCUGGGUGGGACAGGUGCCGCGGGUUGCGGUGGGCUGGUGAAUAAGCCUUCUCGCGGAUGGCUGCACUCAGGUGAAAAGAUUUCCGGACCUGGAGUGACGUACGUCGUUAAGUAUUUGGGCUGCAUUGAAGUCCUCCGGUCCAUGAGAUCCCUGGACUUCACCACACGAUCACAAAUCACACGGGAUGCGAUCAGUCUGGUGUGUGAAGCCGUCCCUGGUGCCAAAGGAGCUCUGCGCAAGAGAAAGCCUCCUUCGAAACUCCUCUCCAGUAUUUUGGGCAAGAGUAACCUGCAGUUUGCUGGGAUGAGUAUCAAUCUCAACAUCUCCACCAGCAGUUUGAACCUGAUGACACCGGACUCCAAACAGAUAAUAGCCAAUCAUCACAUGCAGUCCAUAUCCUUUGCCUCCGGUGGAGAUCCGGACACGACUGAUUACGUCGCUUAUGUGGCGAAAGAUCCUGUUAACCGGAGAGCCUGUCAUAUUCUGGAGUGCUCUGACGGUCUGGCUCAGGACGUGAUCAGUACGAUCGGUCAGGCGUUCGACCUGCGCUUUCAGCUCUAUUUGCAGUGUCCGUCCAGCAAACCCUCGUCCAUGCACGACAGGGUUAUGAGUACAGACGAGCCCCCGUGGACGGAGGAAGGAGAGGAGUCGGCCGAUCAUCACUACUACAACAGCAUUCCCGGAAAGAUGCCGCCACCAGGAGGCUUCAUUGAUGCUAGACUGACCAAUCAGACGCAAGACAGCAGCCAGGCCGCUGGAGUCCACCAGACAUACUACCAGGGCCGCCCCAUGUUCAUCCAACAAGGCUCCUGUGACAUAUACAGUCUCCCUGAGGUCAAAGGCCAAGCCCCUAAACCAGGAGAAGUGCCCACGUAUGUGAACACGGAGCACAUUGACACACAGAUGUUGGCUGCCCUCCAGGGAGAGUCAGAGAUGCCGUCCGAUUCGGGCACGAGUGGGACAGCUAAAGACAGCCCGAGGAAGGACCUCUUUGACAUGAAGCCGUUUGAGGACGCCAUCAUGACCCAGACUCCGGCUCCGGCUCCGGCUCCGGCUCCGGCUCCUCCAGCCUCAGAGCUGCAUAAAGCGGCGUCCGUGGAUAACUGCAGUCCUCUGCUGAUGCGCGCGGCCGCUCUGAGAGCUCAGGAGGAGCUGGAGGACCAGACGUGGUACCACGGAGAGAUGAGCCGCCGCCAGGCCGAGAAACUGCUGCUCCGCGACGGAGACUUCCUGGUGCGGAAGAGCAGCACUAACCCGGGCUCAUACGUCCUGACGGGGAUGCACCACGGCCUGGCCAAACACCUGCUGCUGGUCGAUCCGGAGGGAACGGUCCGGACGAAAGAUCACAUAUUCGAGAGCAUAAGCCACCUGAUUGGCCAUCACCGUGACAACAACCUGCCAAUCGUGUCGGCGGGAAGCGAACUGUGUUUGAAGCAGCCGGUGGAAAGAAAACAGUGACGACACCUGAAAUCCCGCGGGAGGCUCACGGCGCCGCUCUUUUACGAAAACACACACGCUCAGAUGACUGAUCUCCGUCGGAGAACACGUGACGCUUGUCCAACGACGCAGGAUUUUAGUUUGGAUGAUGCGAAAGCGCUCUCACCGAAAGCUGAAUUCUAGAACUGACAGUUAUUUUAUUGCGUUGGCUGAGAAUCUCUAUUUUUGAAGAAGACAGCCGUUCGAAAGGGGAGUUUGGACGAACUCGGCCUCCAAGAGGCAUGUGACGAAAACUAGAUAAAGAGUAUUUUAGAAUAAAAAAAGUUUUAGUUUUGUCUAUCAAGCACAACCGGAUUUUCAUGUUCGUUGGUAAGAGAUAGAAGGAAAACUACUAUUUGAGAAAACGUAAGCGAAAAAAAACAAAGCUGUUUAUAUCGACCUAUUUUAGGAGUUCGUCCUUUACUGCAGCUAGUGCGCGAGAUCAUUUGGUAGCUUCUAUCGAAUCACUGCUUUUCAGAGGGAAGAUGACGUGAAUGUGUUUGCUUUAACAGAAAUCACACUCCGACAUGCUGCACGAACACACACACACACACACACACCUUCAGUUUUCUAUGACGUUGAAACCUCUGGCACUCGCAUGACUUAAAACCUUAAUUGUACUUGUGGUCAUUGUUGGUAGCAUCCAGAGCCCCAGCGGAGGUGCUUUUGUGUGCUCACAAUGUAAAAUAUUUAUGCUUUCCCAGUAUUCCUUGAGUUUAGCUCCUUCUUUAAACGUGUCAGAGGUGUGUAGUCGCUCGGCUCGGGCCUUUACUUUAUACCUUGGAUGUUUCUAUCGGUUCUGGCUUUCAUGGUUCAACUGUGGGCUUCACAAACACACACACUGGUAUUAUAAUUAUUCUUCUGAUGAUUAUUUUAAAUUAAACCGUUCUAAAUGAAUAGCACAAUUAACACUUUUCUGUGUGAGGGAGACAGUCUGGUGUGUUUUUGCACAGUCUAAUUACUGGACAAACUGGAGUAUUACUGGAUUUUUCACCGUUUUAGCCACGCUUUAAAAUAUUCAUAUUUAUUAUAUCGUAAACAUGCUUCUGUAGCAUUUAGUGUUUUUCUUUAAAUCCACAUUUCAGAUAAAUGAAAUUUGCAUCUGAUACUAUUCAUGUUUAGAAAAUAGCUCCAAGAUAUGCAAGCAUGAGGCUGAAUGUCAAGAAAUUGACCACAAAAAUCAUCAAAAAAUACAAAAAAGCUUAAUUAUCUUGACAAUAAUUCAAAAAAUAUUAGUAGUCCUACAAACAGGUUUCCUUUUUUAUGCUGAAUAUAAUUGGUUUUCUUCUUUUUUUUUUUUUUUAUUAAUUUUUUUUAUUAAAUUAUUAUUAUUUAUUUAUUUUUGCAUCUGAUUGCUGUUUGGAAAAUAGCACUAAGAUAUGAACUUAUAUCUUAGUGCAUAAGGGUGUAUCUCAUAAAAACGUUGUGAAACUGACCCCAAAAUGAAAAUAAUGAAA